Fusarium musae is the source of this 3864-nucleotide messenger RNA. RefSeq lists its product as uncharacterized. The record is from RefSeq and is a predicted model, not a curated record. The transcript is spliced from 2 exons. Bases 1 to 3864 code for a protein of 1287 amino acids. Lineage: Eukaryota; Fungi; Ascomycota; Sordariomycetes; Hypocreales; Nectriaceae.
AUGAGCCGCUCGCCUUUCGAGGGUCAUUGUGACCCCGGAGGAUCAGCACCGCCUAAGCAUCCUGUGCGCUCGCACCUGAACCCUGCUGCAACAAGUUUCCAGCCGCGAAGCUCUACAUCUCAAUACUUUCCGUCUGGUCAAGCUUCUUACAACCCUGCAGCUUGGUCCUCGUCUGCUCGUGGAAUGUCAUCUGCUAGCGAGCAUUACUCUGCCCAUGACUCUAAUCCUGAGUCUACUCAUCCCAACCUUGCAAGUCACUCUACCCAUGACUCUGCUAAUCCUGAGUCUACUCAUCCCAACCUUGCAAGUCACUCUACCCAUGACUCUGAUGAUCUUGAGUCACCUUGCCUCAGCCUUGCAAGUCACUCUACCCAUGACUCUGCUAAUCCUGAGUCUACUCAUCCCAACCUUGCAAGUUACUCUACCCAUGACUCUGCUGAUGCUGAGUCUACUCAUCCCAACCUUGCAAGUCACUCUGCAAUGUCAGACACGGACGAAUCUCGCGUAGACAAGCAUAAUCGCAUGAUUGAAUGGGUGAUGGACAAAUUGUCCGCGCCCAAGAGUCAAAUUGUCGCGGGCAUCGAGCUCCCUCCGCUUAAGAUUUCCCGUCGACGAUCUUUUGCAUAUGGCAACAAUGCGGAGCGCCCUUCUGAGGUCUUUGGUUGUGAUGAGAACUCUGCACCCCGCGCCGAGUCGGUUUCAGGUCAGAUCGAAGACCCCAUGGAAGCUGUCUUUCGUGAGAUCACUGAUCGCACUGGCGCUGCGGCCAACCUGAAAGGAGAACCUAGCAAAGACAAACAAGGCGAGCUCGUGUUCAAGAUGGGACGAUACUCAACCAACUUCUUCCAUUCAAUUGUUACGAUUGGCGACAAACCUCUCCCUGGCUUUGAUGCAGCUACUAUUGCUCGUUUGGGUAUCGGUCCAUUCCCCGGCUUGCACUGUCGCACCCGAAUGUCCGCGGGUCAAUUUGGAAGACCUAUUUUGCACAUUGAACUAUGUAUCCGACACCUGUGCAACGUCGACAAGUUCAUGGAUAUCAUCGUUCCUCUUGACAGAGUCCUUGACGAUGUCACAUUAGUUGACGUUGAAUCUGCCGACGACACAGCUCUUAGCCCCCUGUACGCAUUUGAGGCUUUUGACAUGGAAGGACUCGCGCGACAGCCCGGUCACGAUGGAUAUGCUGAUUACCUUGUUGACGCUGAUCUUACGCAGCCAGCUGCGGCGAUCCAAAUCAUCACACCGAAUGUUCGCUUGGUUCGUGUCGACCUUAACAAGUGUGACGUGUUCACUGUCAAUAACGUCCGCUUUCAUAAAGACUGGGACCGACAUCCUACUACCACAAUUGCUAUUGCUAAGGCAGUCCGCGAAAUGUUCAAGGACACUGAAAGUCUGUUUUCUAUUGGUCUUUGGUUCCUCCCAGAACAAAGCUUUGAGAGACAUUGGCCUGACAUUCUAAACAAUGUCCGACAAUUAGCAAAUCCUUUCGCUCAGUACCUAGCCAAAUGCCGCAACUUGAAUUACAAGGACUUGGGCUUUGCCAAUAUCGCUGAAAUUGACGAGGAAGAGCUCCCGGAUAAGCCUGUCCCCAAGACCAAUCUUUUUAUUGACAAUGAGCACCGCACAGUUACACUAGUUGCUGGUGCAAGAGAGGAGCUUGCAAUGCAGGACAAGCGUACCAAUGACCUCUAUGAUCUUCAUCUCCCUGUCGUCUUUAUCAAGGACACAUUCUCUCGAUGGCUGCCAGAAAGCGACGAUAUGGAGAAGUAUGGUAUGGCGGCGACUGGCUGUGUCACUCGAUUCUUCAUGGUCAUGAGCGUCGACCCAGACAUUGCUGGUGCUCUUCCCGACAUUGGCGAUUCCUGUACCAUGGCCCUCAACGCUCCAUUUGGCAAUCAUCCUCUGCCAACCACUGAAUUGACUGCGAAUGAGCGCAAUGCCAUCACCAGAUCGAUCCUGAAGGACUUCCAUCUUGGUGAACACACAGCCAGAAACGUUCGAGACAAUGUCACCAACGAGAUCAACGCCGCUGGUGAGGAUAAUGGCAGGAUCGAUUAUCUGCAGGAGAAUGUUGAUGAUAUGGCUGACAAUGCGUUUCUCAAGCGCGCUGCCCGUACACUAUUCAUUGUGCGCAAAGAAGCAUCUGAUGAAGCCAAGGCAGCCUACCCUGAUGUACCUGAUUCGCAACGUAUUGCCACCGCUGUGAGGGACGCACGUCAACUUCGCCGGGACAAUUAUGAAGAUGACGAAGAAUGGUAUCAGGCUAUUGAUAGAUGGGUCAACACUCACGCUCGUCACGGUAUGCUUCGCAAAAGCUCUCCCAAUGGCCCUGAAUAUCGUGCUCGGUGUAUUCCACUUCCUUAUGGCACAGAGGCGAAUGUCAAGUUAUUCGAGGUGCAUGUCCCUCGCCAAGAAAACUGGAUCCCUGGUCUGGCCAGACCUUAUAUCAGGGUUGAUAUACCAACAGUCGAUCCUGUUGGUCCGAUCAACAAGUUCUUGGAGUCUUUGUUCACUCCUGGCUACAAGGACACAGAAACCGAAAUGAUUGUUCGAGCUGUGCCUAAGGUUAAGAAGAGUCUUCUUGCAAAGAUCUUCUUCGCUCAGGAAGAAAAGACAACGAAACUUGAGUGCGACACUCCAUUCCGCCUCAACGGUCGAGCUGAGGUGUCGUCCCCGUCUAUCGCUGGACAGUUCUGGUCCUUUACAACAUCAUUCCAAGGCAAGCCUGUAGUCUACAGCUUUCUACGCGCCUUUCCUGGUCUCGCUUCGGCACUUGAAGGGGGAAAAUUCACUGCUGAAGCUCGUGAGUUUGUCAACGCACUCUCGGUCGUCCCCUUCGGCUAUGCGUUCUUGUCUGGUGGUCCAGGCUCUGGCAAAACCACUCUGGCGUUGUCGGUUGUCAAGGAAGCACUAUCUGAUACUGCGAACAUCGCUCGUGCCAUCGUCAAGGAUGCUUUUACCGACGAAACCGCCAACUUCUCCAGCGAAGGCACUGCUUCUACUAGCAAGACUAACGCUAUCAACGCUACUGAUAAGUGGGGUACCACUUCUACUGGCGAGAUAACCACUGCCAAUGAAACUAUUACUAGCAAUGGAUUUACUUGGAACGCCGAUGCCCAACUCGUCGCCGACACUCAGCCUGCGGACUUCCUGACAAGCAAUCCUGAGGACAACGAAGAGGUCUGGGAUGAAGUUCCAGGUCAUUCGACGACAAACUCUACAGAUCUCAAAGUCCCUGACGUCUUCCAGGUUGACACACCUGUCAAGGAUGUCACUACUCAAGCAUCUACCAAGACUCGAAUUGCAUGGACUGCUGGCCAUAACAAGUUGGUUGAUGAUGCUGUCUCUCGUGCUAUUGAGCAAAUCCCCGACAAGCUGGUUGUUCGCGUUCAACCCUGGGCCCUAGAGAUGGGCAAUCUCAAGCGUGUCAGAGAUGACAUCGAGCCAAAACAGACAGACACAUCAGUGAAUGCCGCUGCCAAUCGCUCAAUGGUAGCUCUUGUGAAACACACCAAUGCCUUUUCUCAGCGGGUAUUCAAAGAGAAGUCUCCCACACAAGUCAAGUGUUCGCUGUCCGAGUACGCACGAUCCAAGGCUAUUGAGGACCCCAAGAAAUGGUCUGAUGUUCAUGAUGCCUGGAAUGAGUUACUUAAUGACCCUGACCGCUAUGCACUGAACAAGCCCAAGCAUGAGGAGGCUUUUCAAGGGCUUAUGAGUGCCGCUAUUGAUGAUGUUGACAUGGUCUGCGGUACACCUGUCGCUCUGGCAGAGCUCGCCGCCCAUGUUAAAUGGACACCACACCUUAUUGUCGUUGAUGAGGCUGCGCGACUCAACGAGACUACAUCGCUCAUGCUUCAGUCAUUCUAG